This is a messenger RNA of Fulvia fulva, 2421 nucleotides long. RefSeq names its product Cytosolic neutral trehalase. The transcript has 3 exons. The coding region runs from base 1 to 2421 and encodes 806 amino acids. Gene Ontology annotation, molecular function: calcium ion binding; alpha,alpha-trehalase activity. NCBI's taxonomy places the organism in Eukaryota, Fungi, Ascomycota, Dothideomycetes, Mycosphaerellales, Mycosphaerellaceae. Gene Ontology annotation, biological process: trehalose catabolic process. Gene Ontology annotation, cellular component: cytoplasm. The record is from RefSeq and is a predicted model, not a curated record.
AUGAGCUCGCAGCAAUCCGCGCUCCGCAAUCACACUCGCAAGCCCUCCCACCAGAAUGGCGAGCAGAACCUCUCGCUAGACCUCGACCCUUAUGCCGCGCCUAGCGUCUACUACGGCGGGAGCCACAGCCCUAGAAAGGUUGCAAAGAGUCGCACAUACUCAGCUAUUGAUCCUCCUGGUUCUGAACCACUAGCACACACAUUCAAGGCACCCGCGAGGCGAACGAGCCACGAUGCACAGGGUAAUGCCCCUCGCCGCUAUCUCAUCAAUGUUGAUGAUUGCCUGAAGUCCCUCUUGUCGCGGGAGGACACCGACAACAACGUCCAGAUCACCAUUGAGGACAGCGGGCCAAAGACGAUCGAGCUUGGAACAGCCGCUUCUGGUGGCUACAAACGCUUCGAUGUCCGCGGCACAUAUAUGCUCAGCAAUCUCUUGCAGGAGCUUACGUUGGCCAAGAAGUAUGGCCGUAAGCAGAUCGUACUCGACGAGGCCCGUCUGAACGAGAACCCGGUCAACCGCAUGGCUCGCCUUAUCAAGGACCAGUUCUGGCCGAAUCUCACCAGACGCAUGGAUGGGUCCAACAUUGGUGCUGUCGGAAAGGAUCCCAAAGACUGGACAGCAGACCCUCGGCCUCGCAUCUACAUUCCACCUGGAGCUCCAGAGCAGUAUGAGUACUACACUCGGAUUGCCAAGGAACAUCCCGAGAUAAGACUCGAUGUCCAAUGGCUGAAGGAUGGAGGACCAGACGACGAUGAAUAUGUGCGUGACCUCAACAGCGCCCCUGGUAUCCUGGCCAUUGAGAUGGAACGCGUUGAGGACACACCAAAGGGAGAAAUUGAUUUCAAGGGCCUGCCUUUCGUUGUUCCUGGCGGUCGCUUCAACGAGCUCUACGGCUGGGACAGUUACAUGGAGACGCUGGGCUUGCUCGUCAACGACCGGGUGGACCUUUGCGAGUCCAUGGCAAGACAUUUCUGUUUCUCGAUUCGCCACUAUGGCAAAAUCCUGAACGCCAAUCGUUCAUACUAUCUCCGCCGCACUCAGCCGCCCUUCCUUACAGACAUGGCACUCCGCAUCUAUGACAGGAUAAAACACAGACCUGACAGUCUCGACUUCCUCCGCAGGUGUAUCCUCGCCGCCAUCAAGGACUACUAUGCGACUUGGACGUCGAAACCGAGAUUCGAUGAAGAGUCUGGUCUUUCGCGAUACGUGCCAGGCGGUCUUGGUGUACCACCGGAGACAGAGGCAACUCACUUCGUUCAUGUCCUGUCACCAUACGCCAAGAAGCACAACAUGAGCUUCAACGACUUUGUCCAUGCCUACAAUUAUGGUCAUGUUUUCGAGCCGGAGCUUGACGAGUAUUUCCUGCACGACCGAUCGGUGCGUGAAUCAGGACACGAUACCUCAUACCGCCUGGAGAGGGUUAGUGCCCAUCUCGCUACGGUCGACCUCAACUCGUGUUUGUACAAGUACGAAGUCGACAUUGCACGCACUAUCCGUGCAUUCUUCGGCGACAAGCUCUGCAUUCCCAAGGAGUGGCACAUGCCUGGCCACCCGGACUUCGAGACUUCAUCGACUUGGGAUCGCCGUGCCAAGAAGCGACGCCAGCAGAUGGACAAGCUCAUGUGGAACGAGGAGGCUGGCAUGUUCUUCGACUACAACACUGUGAAGAAGGAACAGACUGGGUAUGAGAGUGCAACGACUUUCUGGUCCAUGUGGGCUGGCGCUUGUACACCUCGUCAAGCCUCAGUUCUGAUCGAAAAGGCAUUACCUAAGUUCGAAGUUCACGGCGGUCUUGUUAGCGGUACGGAGAAGAGCCGUGGCCCAGUAGGUGUUCACCGACCGAACCGUCAAUGGGACUUCCCAUUCGGCUGGGCACCUCAACAGAUCCUUGCCUGGACUGGUAUGCUACGUUACGGCUUUGAGGAGGAAGCACAGCGAUGCGCUUAUCGCUGGAUCUAUAUGUGCACCAAGGCCUUUGUCGAUUUCAAUGGCGUCGUAGUCGAGAAGUACGAUGUUACAAGACAGGUCGAUCCUCACAAGGUUACCGCUGAAUACGGCAAUCAAGGUGGUGACUUCAAGGGUGUGGCAACAGAAGGCUUUGGCUGGGUCAAUGCAUCCUACGUCUACGGCUUGCAGAUCCUCAAUGCCCAUAUGAAGCGUGCCCUGGGUGCCGUCACCACUUGGGACACCUUCAAGAAGAUGACAGAAGGUGAAGAUUCUGGCGACAUUUUGCUGGAUCCCAAGCACCCGGCAUCCCAAAUUCAUGCAGCCGAGCACCAUUCGGCACCGGUACAAUACGCACAUGGCGGCGAGGCUCCUGUAACCCCAGCGAACCUGGCGUCGAAGCAUGACGAUGUCAACCGCGGCUCCACCGUUGGUCUCACGCCCGGGACGAUACCGCCAGCGCAUGCCUGGGGAUGA